AGCAAAGAUGGCGUCGGGCCGUUUUCGAGACUUCAGUUGCGUGUUGCCGGUUACCAGCCCGACCGUCUGCACAAGUAUCCUCGGAAUCUCCACGAUGUAGAAGAUGUAUCACGUUUAAUGGGAGAGUCUUUGGUCUAAAAGCAUCGCAAGAGCCUGGCUACUGACAAAAAUACAUCCACUCAGCUAGACAUUUCAUUUUUUCUUUUCAUUAUUCUAGUAUGCGGGAAAUCAGACAUUACUUUCAUGUGUAGCACAUUCACAGUCAUUUAAAUACCAGCAGAAGAUUUUUAAAAUUUCAACUGUGAUGUAAACCACUAAACCAGACUGGAGCAGUCCCCAUAGCAACAGAGGAGAGGGUGGGCAUCACAAAAGGCAGAGAGAGACGUAAUGACUCAGGCCUCUUAAAUUCACAUCCCAAGCUGUAUAUGAUCUUUUAGCACUAAAAACCAAAACCAAACCACAUAGACAUCCUGUUCCAUCUCAGAGAUUGAAACCUGAGAGAUGUCAGUUGGCCCUAAUUUUUCUAACACAAAAAUGGUACGAUCCGCCCUCAUUAGAAAACCUUCACCAAUGGCUUCCCCCUCCUUCCAUCUAGGAGGUACCACUCACUGCCGAGGGGGUGAGCCUAUGCAUCCACCACAAAUCUAGUGCUCAUUGUGGCAGAAUUGCAGUGCACUGGGCUGUACAGAGCAGGGUACCAUCCAGGCUGUUGUCUGUGAGGGGUGGGGUCCAGCUACACUGAAACCACCAAACGUAAGCUUACAGAGGGUCACAGAGAGGCAGAAAAAGCGAGAAAAUAAGAGAGAAGAGGGGGGAAGACUGCACCUGAAGAGGACUAUAAUACGGGAUGAAAGGAGACACCCCAGUGAACAGUACAAUGAGUGUCGGUCAAGCCAGGAAGCUGGUGGAGCAACUGAAGAUAGAGGCUAGUUUCUGCAGGAUAAAGGUAUCAAAGGCAGCAGCCGACCUGAUGGCGUACUGCGACGCACACUCCUGUGACGACCCCCUGAUCACCCCCGUGCCCACCUCAGAGAACCCUUUCAGGGAGAAGAAAUUCUUCUGCGCUCUGCUUUGAGCUCAAUCAGGGAUUGUUGUGAUUAACAGUACAACUGUACAGUAUGUACAUGUAUGUACAGUGUGUACAUGUACUUCUGAUCUAAAUAAGACAUCAAUGUACUAUAGUAACCUUGCAUAAAAGCUGCCGAUGUACAGUACACAAUCAUCUACAAAAAUAUCUAAAUUCUUUAACUGCUAACGUCAGUCUCAAUGUUAGAGGGGAAGAACAAACAUAGCUUGAAACAAAACCCAACACUUCAAUCAAUAAAGAAUCAGAAUCAUCAAAAGAAAAGAAUGGACGUCUUGAGAAAUUUAAGAAAUGGCUAUCAUCUAGUUGAAAACAUAUUUCACGCUCAUACAUAUUACAGGUAACUGCCAAAAAGGAAACUUUUGCAUGCAUGAUCUGAGCAUCAAGUGUCUUAACAAGCUCCAACAGUCCCAGGAACAGACUCAUAUUAAGGAUUCUGCAGCAUUUGACCCUUAACUGGGAGGCUAAAUUCCCACAUUAGGUCUUUGGAUUAUGGUGGUGCUACAUGUCUCAGAUGCUACUCUGAUAGGUCAGGGCUGUCGGUUUUCCCCAUAGAAAUUGUCCAUACAUUUGAGACCUGAUAACUGAGGAAAAAGACAAGCCUAUGUUAGGUAAUUAAGUAUGAAAUCUCCCAUGUGGCGAUUACGUGUAGAUGGAGGUAAAAACCUUCUUCAGAUUACACAUGCUUUACUUACAGGUCGAGGUCUUCAUUCAGCGUUCUUUCUCCAUUAACAUUUAGAUUGUCCUUUAGAGCUAUAUCCCAUCUAUUGUCAAUAUAUUUUGUAUUCCUCAUUCACUUUCCGCUGAUUUGGCAGUUACUUGUAUCUAGCAAGGACAGCAGCUGUUAAUGAGUGGAUUAUCACCAUGUAAUCAAUUCAUUUCAAGGUUUUAUUAAGAUUUUGCUCAUUUCGAUACUGUUGCUGUGGUGUGGAUGUGCAAGUGUGUGUAUGCAAUAGGUGCUACUGUGAAACUAAAGCAACAAUUCUGAGCAUCUGAUCACUGUCAAAUCCAGAUUUUAUAGCUCAAUAGACCCCAAAAAAAAAAAAAACAUUCCAGGGGUUAUGGACUUUUAAUUAUAUAAUCUAAGCCAUUAAAAGAAAAAUAAUCUACUCUGUUAUUAUGAGUCUGUCACCUGACCAAUUUUAUAUUUCUUUGAGGCAAAAAAUAAAUAAAUACAGCAGUUAUAAUGUACUUUUAAAGGGUGAUGUACAUCAUAAUUUUAACCAAUCAGGUAGGAUAGGUUCUCCAGACAAGGGGUCCUUCGGCUUAACGUCUCUACUCAUUGUGAAUCGAGGACUGAUGUGAACGACUUGGGAAUUGCUAUUUUAAUCAAAAGGUGUCACUUUCUCUGUGAUUAUUUCUUCAUCUACAGCCCAGGCAAUGGUUUACUUCUGUUAAAUCAUAUCCACACGAAAAGAAAACUGCUUUCGCUCAGAGUUCCCUCGGAUAUGGUCCCACGUCAUCUUCAACACGACAACACUUUUGGGGAACCCCUGCUCUGGACAAUUUCCAAAAAUGAACCAAUCUAUUUUCAGUGUCUUGCAAAUAUCAAAUUUGGAGCUUUGGCGAAAGAGUAACCAUGGAGUAUCAAGUAUUGAAAUAAAACAUCCUGUUAUCAAACA
Sander lucioperca (pikeperch) is the source of this 2706-nucleotide messenger RNA. It is a transcript of the gene gng3, whose product is annotated as guanine nucleotide binding protein (G protein), gamma 3. Lineage: Eukaryota; Metazoa; Chordata; Actinopteri; Perciformes; Percidae. The record is from RefSeq and is a predicted model, not a curated record. Bases 848 to 1075 code for a protein of 75 amino acids. Gene Ontology annotation, biological process: G protein-coupled receptor signaling pathway. Gene Ontology annotation, molecular function: G-protein beta-subunit binding. The transcript is spliced from 4 exons. Gene Ontology annotation, cellular component: heterotrimeric G-protein complex.